This is a messenger RNA of Abrus precatorius (Indian licorice), 1146 nucleotides long. RefSeq names its product SNF1-related protein kinase regulatory subunit gamma-like PV42a. The transcript is spliced from 3 exons. The record is from RefSeq and is a predicted model, not a curated record. The coding region runs from base 1 to 1146 and encodes 381 amino acids. NCBI's taxonomy places the organism in Eukaryota, Viridiplantae, Streptophyta, Magnoliopsida, Fabales, Fabaceae.
AUGGAGGAGGCGAAGCCCGGUGGCGGAGCCACAAUGCAACGCAGUGAAAGCAUGAGACUAAAAGAGAAGAAGGUGAAGGAUUUGAUGGUGGAUAAGAAGAGGCUAGUGGAGGUGCCGUACACGGCGUCGCUGGCUGACACCAUGAAUACACUGGUGGCGAACAAGGUUGUGGCGGUUCCGGUGGCCGCGCCGCCGGGGCAAUGGAUCGGGGCUGGAGGGUCGAUGAUCGUGGAGUCUGAUAAACAAACCGGGGCUGUACGGAAGCACUAUAUAGGAAUCGUGACGAUGCUUGAUGUCGUGGCCCACAUAGCUGGUGAAGACCACUUGAGUGGUGGUGAUGAUAUCAGCAAAGAUCUUGAUCAAAGGAUGUCUGUUCCUGUCUCCUCCAUCAUUGGGCACUCCUUUGAAGGCCUUAGCUUGUGGACCCUCAAUCCCAAUACCAGCUUGUUAGAUUGUAUGGAAGUGUUCAGUAAAGGGGUGCAUCGUGCUAUGGUACCGGUUGAUGGCCAAGUGGAGAACGUGUCAGUUGGGGUGGAACUUGUAGAGUCUGCUUCUAGCUACCAAAUGCUUACUCAAAUGGAUGUGCUUAGGUUCUUGAAAGAUCAUGCUGCCGAACUGCAGUGUGUUAUGGCACGUUCUGUUCAAGAUUUGGGGGCUGACACUGAAAGAAUUUAUGCCAUCACUGAGCGCACAACACUCAUUGAUGCCAUAAAGUGCUUAAAGGCAGCUAUGUUAAACGCCGUUCCCAUUGUUAGAGCCUCAGAUGUUUGUGAAGAUGAUCACAAGCAGCAUAUAAAUGGUAGAUGCAGGAAGCUUAUUGGUACAUUUUCUGCUACUGAUUUAAGGGGAUGCUACUUAGCUACAUUGAAAUCAUGGUUGGGAAUAAGUGCACUAGCAUUCACCGAAGAAGUUGCAUCUAGUCCUCUGUACACAUCAUCUGACACACAGGAUAGAGCCUCUAGAAGGGAACUUGUGACUUGCCAUGCUGAUUCACCUUUGUCAGAGGUAAUUGACAAGGCUGUGACAAGGCAUGUUCAUCGAGUUUGGGUGGUGGAUCAAGAGGGUUUGCUAGUGGGGGUUGUGUCUCUCACAGAUGUUAUUAGAGUUAUGAGGCAUUCUCUGCUAUUAGAUUCAGAUGAUAUGUAA